UAGGUGCGCUGCUCCACGAGGCAACUUGGGGGUGGUAGCAUUUGAGAUUCCAAGGAGUUGGGUCCAGGUGGGCAGGGGAACCUGCGGUGCACUGCUGAGCCGACCUAGGCGCCCGAGAUCGACCGGGCGUCUGGAUCUUACUUUGAGUCUGGGCGCCAAGCCCCCGAGUGCUCGUCACGCUGGACCCUGGCGCGGAGCCCUGGCAUCACGACUCGGAGGCAGAGACUCUCUCCUGGAGUCACCCAGGGGAGAUGGAGCCGCCUCAGUGUGUGGAAGAGCUGGAGGAUGAUGUGUUUCAGCCAGAGGAUGGGGACCUGGGGACCCAACCUGGGAGCUUGCCCUCUGCUGACCUGUUUGCUCAGAGCCAGCUGGACUGCCCCCUCAGCCGUCUGCAGCUCUUCCCUCUCACCCACUGUUGUGGCCCUGGACUUCGACCCACCAGCCAGGAAGACAAGGCCACCCAGACCCUCAGUCCAGCCUCCCCAAGCCAGGGUGUCAUGCUGCCUUGUGGGGUGACUGAGGAACCCCAGCGACUCUUUUAUGGCAAUGCUGGCUACCGGCUCCCUCUCCCUGCCAGUUUCCCUGCAGGCUUGCCCCUUGGUGAGCAGCCCCCUGAAGGGCAGUGGCAACAUCGAGCUGAGAUACAGAUUGCCCGAAAGCUUCAGUGUAUUGCAGACCAGUUCCAUCGGCUUCAUAUGCAGCAACACCAGCAGAACCGAAAUCGGGUGUGGUGGCAGAUCCUCCUCUUCCUACACAACCUCGCUUUGAAUGGAGAUGAGAACAGGAACGGGGCAGGUCCCAGGUGAGGCUGGGCUGCCCUCUUCGAAAGGGGCACCACAGGAAGGACAUCAGCGAGGACUGACACUGUGUCUUGUGAAGUUGUUUUUUGUUGUUUUUAUUUUAAGAGUUUAUCUCUAUGUACAUAAGACAUACCCAAGCGGGACCUCUUUCCCUGUUCAGGGCCUCCACCAGGAAUGGGGGCCUUUGUCAAACACUGUUGAAGUAGAGGUUGAUGUGUCUGGGAUGGUGGGACCUCCCAAGGGCUCUGACAAGCAGAUUCUUCAGUCAACAGUUGUCGAAGAUGACCAGGUUAGUGAUGCUCUCUGGCAAGUGGGCUGUAGGUUUCCCACAGGAACUCGGUUAAGAAAUAGGAGACUGGCUUAUUAGACCCUGGUUCCGCCAAACCUAUCAGCCUUCCACCGUGGAGAGGGCUGAGAUCCGGAUGGUCACACUGCUUGAACCCACCAGGACCUUGGCCAGGAGCUUUCCAGCUGAGCAUGGCAACUGCACCAGGCCGGUCAGCCUGUAUCUGGGUUCUCAUAUGGCCCAGCCAGUGCCUGCCCUAAGGGCUCAGGGAUUCUUACCCAGCCCCUGUCAUCUCCAGCAGACCUCAGGGAGGGUUGGGUUUCUCCAAGGACCCCUCAAACAUACCGCAAAAUGAACCAAACUUCUGGGUAGGCCUCAAACCUGACUUGGUCCCACUUGGAUGCCCCAGGAUUGCUCCUGGGGUACAGAGAACCACUGCCACCUCUGGCUUCCUGGAAUUGGCUGGGUGCUAGCCAUGGAUGAGCCAAACAGCCAAUCAACGUGCUGUCGCCAGCAGCGUGUACCUUGUCAGCUCUUCUCUCCAAAGACCCAGCAACAGGCUGUAUUGCACAGCCAGUAUCAGCACUCUAGGGCAUGAAGGGGCAGGAUUACAGUGGGACUGGGAAACAUGGCCAUCCCACCUGUAAGAGUCAGCCUUAGAGGAACCCAGACCCCUUGGUUUCCUUGGAAACAACAUACCUCCUCCUCCUUAUCCCCAUUCCCUUUUCACACCUAGUAUGAUACAGGAAGAAGCCAGCACAGUGGCUUUGUCAGCUGCAAUAUGUCUUUUAGAGUAACAGACAAUGAUUAAGAGUGCGGAACCCUCAAAGCUGGGUACACAUUUCCUGUCUUCCUUCAGCUUCCAGCUAGGCCAGAAGGGUAUGCUCUGGAACUCUGCAGGAUCACAGCUGCCUCUGAACUUCUUCCCUUCUCUCCCGGCUGUGGCGCUAAUGUAGAGAGUUUAAAAGCCAGUCUGCCAGCUCUGAUGGCAGACCCAGGGAAUCUGAAAAGACAUAGGGAACCUGGUUAACAGAAUCUGUUUACCAGUCACCUAGGAAUUAAAUGAUAAUUUUUGCAUAUGUUAAGAAAAGAUAACAUUGGUGCUAAUGUUAUGCAAUGCCCAAGGGAAGCAAUGCCCCAAGAAAAGAUGGCUUUCCUGGGCAGAGAAGACCCCAGGGCUACCCAAGGAAAUUGGAGGAGUCCAGAGCAGACUCUCAAAUCUGAGGAAGCCCAAGCUCCUCCAGUUCUACGAAGAGGUCUUCAGUACUGUUGAAGAAAGCAUUGAUCUUCUGGAGGUACAGUUGGACAGGUUGUUCACUGCACAAAGGCACCUGCAGCAGAAGAUAACGGAGGCUAAAAUCCAGUUGGUGCUCUGCUCAUUAAGUUGUAUGCCCUAGUGUAGGGCUAUGCCUGCCCAGAAGGGGUGCCUUUCCUAAUGUGCACGAAAGUGCCAUAUGGGCUCACAGUAGCCCUGAGGAGGACCUCAAACUGUGCAUAAGCCUGUGUUUUGUUUUGCUUGGAUGUUCUGGAGGUAUUACCUCUUCUUGGCCAGAAUUAUAUUCUCAGGGUGUGUACCAUGGUUUGUCUGCUAAGAAGAUGGGUUCCUGCUUAUAAGGAGGAGCCCAGGGAACAGGCAUGAAGACUGGCUCUGGGACAUGCUGACCAUUGUGAAAUCCAGCCUUCCCUGCGUGUCUCCGUAUGAUGUGCAUAAAACAUGUGUUUUUCCCUCUCCUGGACCAAGGCUGAGACAGGAGGGCUGCUGGUAUAUGCCUGAGUGGAACACAAGAAAACCAGGAUUAUUUCUACCAACCAUUUUUAACCCCUCUUGGUGGACUUUCCACCUGAGCUGAGUGAGAGCAAAUAAAUGGUGUAGAUUUUGGUGCUGAGGCAAAGCCAUCAGCUUCAGGGAUCCUGCUAGGUCCAGGAGGGAUGCCCUGUGGCCUGUCCUGAGAACUGAGCCCAGAGUUUGACAAGCCCACCUGAACCUCGAGCCUGGGGCCAGGUGGCGGGUGGUCUGACUGCAGUGUCUCCAACUCCUGUGCAGCCAAGAACUAACUUACUAUCCUAAGCAAACCAGGGCAAAACUUAAAACCUCCCUCCUUUCCCUUCCCCCAGAAACCCAGGAGGUAACUGGCAGAAUAGCCCCAGGAGGGAGAGAGGUUCCUCCUGGCUGGCUGUUUUUAAUUGGCCUAGUGAUCUAGACCACCCCCUUCCCCCUCUGCCUGUAGAGUUGGUCUGAACAUUCCUCAAGUCCAGCCUCAGGAGACAAGUCCCUCCCCGUGGGCCCCUUCUCCCUACCCCCCACCCCCAGAGGCUUGGCUGUCUCCAGUGAGGGGGUGGAGAAUCAGAUUUAGAGGGAGGCAGAGUCUGACCUGGGUCCUGACCUGUAACCAGCUGAAGACUUGUGGAGCUUUUGUGGUUUGCUUGGGGGUAGGGGGAUGGGGGAGGCUGGAAACCUCCCUCCCCAUUAUAGAAAUGCCCUGGAGGAAGGGAAGCCUGCCAUUCAGGGUCAAAACAGGCCUUCCAACUCAGAACCCUGGGGUUCUGGAAGCUGUAGACAGAGCUGGGGAGGGUACCCCCCCCAAGCCAGACAUCUGACUCCCCAAGCCAGUUGGAGGACUGGGCCUGGCCUUUGCCUUCCCCUGCUUCAAAGUCUGGGCUACUGGAGAGCUGCCCCUGUGGCCUGUUGCUCAAUCUGAGGCAGAUAGUUGACCUCCCAGUGACCUCCCCCAGCCCCUAGGGGAGUGGGUCUGUGUCCAGAGCUUAUGUGGCAGGCAUGUUCCAAGUGUUCAGAGGGGCCCAGCUGAUUUGUCUCACUGUCCCCAACAGUCCAGAUCUGUCUGAGGGUGGCUCUGUCCUGGGCAUGGCAAGGAGGGGUCGAUUGGGAUGAUCCAGCCAGGGCCUCCAACCGCCCGAAGUCUUCUGGGAAGGAGGCUGGGCAGCCACUUGACUGUCCUGGUCAGCAAGGAGCACACUUGAAAGCUUGUGUUUUUGUGGGGGGACUUGGUGAAGAAGGGAUAAGGAGCGUGGAGAGCAGCAGAAGCAGGAAUACUUCAGUUUCCAUGGCUCUCAGGGCUUCUGCGAAGCUGUGGGGUCCCUCUGUGUGUUUUGGUGUGUGUGUGGGGGGGGUGGGGAAAUCCUUGGUGGCAUGCCACCCUGGCAGAUUUGUUCCAGGAAGGGUUUAGCCUAUCAGCCUGUGAAACCUCCUGGGGACACUGGGCAGUGGUCACCUCAGGGCUGGGGAGGACUUAGAGCCUUGAAGGAGUGGCAGGGAAAUCUGAGCUCUUCCAUAGGUGCGCCAGCCUCAAGGCUGAAGGUGCUCGGAGCCUGUGCAGGCUUCCGGUCCACACUGUCCCUCUCUGUGCAGGGGUCCAGUGCCUCUCCCUGCUCUGUGAGCAAUGCUCAGUGGGCCGCCCCAUUCCUGGGUCCACAGGGGCUGUCAGGGGAGACCCAGUGAGAAUGUAGCAUUUUGUUCAUCCCAGAUUAGUUGCCCUGGGUUCUAGGCACUCUGCCUCUGGGAGAGAGACAGGGAAAGAGGGAGGGGAAUAGGGACCCAUUGUGUUUUAACCUGUACAGAUUAUUUGGCUUUCUGUUCUUCACAUGCAUAUGUGUGUGUGUGUGUGUAUCUUCCCCCCCAUCAAUUGGUACCAUUUUUAAUAAAACCAUUUAAAGCAAAGCUGGCCUGUCAUUUUCAAGGUGUGGUAAAAAUGCAAGGGGAUCCGUUAGAGCAGCUGACUCCUAACUUGUGUCUCAGCUGCCAUCCUGAGUCACCCAGGAGGCUUGCAGCUUGUCAGGACUUCUCUUCCCCUCUGAGUGGAGAAGAGUCUUCUGACCACACAAUAAGCAGCAAAGCAGAGUCCCCGUGAGGUUGAAAGACACAGGUUUUAGAUCUGGACCUGGAUUUGGAUCCGGUUCCAGCCUCCACCAGCUGAAUGAUCUUAGGCAAGUUAUGUAACCUCUCUGAACUGUGUAAAAUACAGCUGUGCCUGCCUUGCAGGAUUGAAGGGACUGUGUGCAAAGAACUUGCUCACCCCCCCCCCCCAUCAAGCUGGACUUCAGUUUCCUUUUAUCAAGGUAGCAUCUCAGGAGGUAGGCUAGUUGUAGGGAGACUUCCUGGCUUGUAUUUCUUUGUGGAUUAACAAUGUGUCUGACUCAAGAGGGUAAUUUAAAGCUCUUGACAGAGUUCUGAAAAUCCUUGGGAAAAACCACCCCUGGUCCUAUCAGCAGCAAGCGGUGAGCCAAAGGGCCAACUCGCCUUACCUGUAUCAGCCCGUGAUUUAGGAAGCUGUUGGCUCUCUGAGGACCAGUCUUGGACUCCAGUUCCUCGCCUCAUAGACGGUGGGAGCUUGAAGUGACGCUAAACUGUCUUGCCUAACCUCUUUGUUUUGUGGAUGAGUAAACUGAGGCCCAGAAGGGGGAUGUAAUUUUCUAUUUGGAUUUUUUAAACAGCUGAGUCAGCCUGAGGGGGGCUUACCCCAUCCAUCUGGGUUUCCACUUGGAAAUUGCAGUACUCUUGCCCAGAUCUGUGAGGAAGCCAAAACUUGUCUAUUUUUAAUGCCAAAUAACUGCCUCUUCUCCUGUAAAACAUGGCACUUCUAACCACUCUAUAUUUGGACAGAGAGGUUUAUUUUUACUGGAGUGUGGUAGAAGUGCGGCCUGGUGCCACGUCCGGAUGUUAUUCUACAUUUCACGUGCUGGAUUGUAGUUGAGCCCAUUAGCAGCUCCUAUGAGGUACACAGGGAAUUAGUAGGUGAUUGGUGAUGUACUGUCUUUCUUUCAAGUCUUCUGCUACUUUGGGUAAGCCUGUACUCAGUUGCCCAGGCUAGAAACCUGAGAGCUCACCCUUGUCCCACCCUGCCCCUCCCUUCUCUCUCUCUGAUCCCUCCAGAGCAAGUCCAGUGAGAAGUUAAAGGCACAGCUGCCCAAAUUUGAGCCCAGCCUCUGCUGCUCACCAGCUGAGCCUUACUAAGCAGGUCACAUAGCCUUUCUGUGACUCAGUUUCCUCAUCUAUCAAAUGAGAUGACAGUAGUACCUACCUCAUAAGGUGGUUGUGAGCAUGAAAUGUGUGAAUACAUGUAAGGUGCUUAGAGUAGUGAUUGGUAUAUAUUAAGUUGUC
This is a messenger RNA of Hipposideros armiger (great roundleaf bat), 6202 nucleotides long. It is a transcript of the gene BMF, whose product is annotated as Bcl2 modifying factor. Gene Ontology annotation, cellular component: myosin complex. Gene Ontology annotation, biological process: negative regulation of autophagy; apoptotic process; positive regulation of apoptotic process. The transcript has 5 exons. NCBI's taxonomy places the organism in Eukaryota, Metazoa, Chordata, Mammalia, Chiroptera, Hipposideridae. The record is from RefSeq and is a predicted model, not a curated record. Bases 252 to 806 code for a protein of 184 amino acids.